Messenger RNA from Cydia splendana, 2615 nucleotides. RefSeq names its product zinc finger protein 626-like. NCBI's taxonomy places the organism in Eukaryota, Metazoa, Arthropoda, Insecta, Lepidoptera, Tortricidae. Gene Ontology annotation, cellular component: nucleoplasm; nucleus. The record is from RefSeq and is a predicted model, not a curated record. Gene Ontology annotation, biological process: regulation of transcription by RNA polymerase II. The coding region runs from base 95 to 2017 and encodes 640 amino acids. The transcript is spliced from 12 exons. Gene Ontology annotation, molecular function: zinc ion binding; DNA-binding transcription repressor activity, RNA polymerase II-specific; RNA polymerase II cis-regulatory region sequence-specific DNA binding.
GAAGACUCCGUCCAAACCCGGACCCCGGACCUCGAUGGUCCUAUAUCCUGUUAAACAAAUGUUCUGGUACUUCUGUUUAGUAUUUCUAUAAAACAUGAGUACUCACAGUAGAGCUCCAAACGCCUUUUGCGCGACAUGUCUGAGCCAGGGUAGACAAAUGUUUACACUGCCGUUGCAACACAUCAAACCCGUUUCUAUGUUUUAUAAAGAACUGACUCUGACCAAAAAUGAGAAGAUUUGCUGGGAGUGCAAACAUUUUGUUAUAAAAAUGGUCAACUUCAAAAACAGAGCCCUAAAAGCACAAAGAACUCUUGCAAUCAUGAUAAAUAAACAACCAAUCUCACUCCAAAGUCUAUCCAAGCUUACAAUAUCCAAGGGCAUGCACUUGGAAAUAACAAACCCACAAAAAAUUACUACACAAGAAAAUUCAGAUCCCCUUAUGGAAAUAUUAAAAACUGAACCUGAUUUAGAUAAUGGUCUAACUAAUGAAUGGAUCAGAAAACUUACUCCUAUGGAAUCAGGAAAUAAUGACGAAAAAGUUACAUUUGAAGUUUAUCAACAUAAAGUAAAACUGAGGCUUGAAACUGAGAUUAAACUUGAACCUAGAGCUGAAGACGAAAACCCUGGGGUUUGGGGUGCUAGUGUGUGUCAGGAACAGGUUCCUCAAAGACAAACUGGUGGUGUGUGGGGUGGAGCUGGAUUUGCGGAUGCAACACUAAUGUCACUCUUAAAUAGGAAACACAUUUCAUACCCCCCACCAAUGAGCGCAGUACCCCAACGAAAACUACCAAUGAUGGAAGUUCCCACACUACGAACCACACCUUUCUACCAAAAAAUUCUACCAAAAAACCCUAUGCCUGCGAGUAAUGUAGAAAAACGCCCUCUUGAAAAGACUUUGGAAAAGCCAGUAUCCGUUCCAUCAGGCCCUAGUUUUACAGAAGAGAGGUUGACAGAAGAGGAGAGACAGAGAUGGUGGGAGAGCAAGAGAGAGAAUGAGUUUUAUAGUAUAGAAGUGUUUAAAUGUGAGAAAUGUGUUGAGCCCUUUUUCACGAGGAGGACGUUUUUGGGGCAUGAGAAGAUGCAUACUGAGUUGUUUGGCAAGCAUUCCUGCGAGAUAUGCGAGCUGAGAUUCCACACUGAGCAAGCCCUGGCCACACAUAAGGACACGCAUUAUAGACUGUUGAACUGUACCCAGUGCGCCCACACGUGGGACUCCCUAAACUCGAUGCGGCGGCACUGCGAGGUCGAACAUAGGGUCCCUGUUAUUGCUUGGAACUGCGAGAUCUGUUCAAAACUAUUGACUAAUUACGGAAGAUACUCGAAGCACGUGCGCGGUCACGGCCGCGAGCCCUGCCCUCAGUGCGGCAAGGGGGUGUUCGUGGCUCGCAUGAAGUGCCACAUGCUUACGCAUAAGGUUGUCGACCGGCUAUUCAAGUGCCCCGAGUGCGAGAAGAGUUUCAAGAUACAACAGCACCUCAACUUGCACGUCACUCGAGUGCAUACUUCCAAGGAUGAAGUGAUGUAUUGCGCACAAUGUGACAAGCAGUUCAAAAACAUCUACUCGUACAAUAAUCACAUGAAGUACGCGAGCGAACAUAUAUCCAAGGGACUGCUCACGCAUGGCUGCACAGAGUGUAGUAGAGUGUUCCCGAACAGGGGCCUGCUGCGGCAGCACGUGGCGCGCGUGCACAGGGACGAACGGAAACACGAGUGCCCAGUGUGCCACGAGAUGUUCAAGUCCACGUCGACCCGGGCGCGGCACCGGCGGCUGGUGCACGAGAACUAUGUGGCGCCCAGGGACAAGAUAUGCGAUCACUGCGGGAAGGGCUUCAAGGAUAAAAAAACCCUCUCGGAUCACAUCAACACGCACACAGGCGCGCGGCCGUUCGUGUGCGCGCUGUGCGGGGCGGACUUCGGGCACAAGAGCGCCCUCUACCUUCACGGACGGUACAAGCACAAGAUACCUAAGAAAAACAAUAGGCUCACUAUUAAUAAAGUUGAUGUGAAGACUAAAUAGGCAGUUGAUGAUACAAGUUAAUAGGGAAUAUUACGCAAAACUCUGUGUAGAGGGCGCUACUAGCACAAACUUGAGGCCUACCGCGAAACAGGGAUGUUGCGAAUAUUCGCAUCCGCAUCCGCGGAACUUCCGCAUUAUUUUCAACAUCCGCAUCCGUAUAAAAUCGAUGAGGAGCUUAUGCGGAUGCGGAUGUCGAACAAGUCGGUACAGGAACGUCUUAGCGGCGGCGUAAGUGCUAGGUAAUUUCGUCAUUACCUAUAACGAAAUCGUCUAGAUCCAGAUAAGUCGGUCAAGUUACUGUUUAUUCAAUAUAACGCACCUAUAUUCUUGCUCAAAUACUAAACGUUUCGUUUUUUUUAAAAUAAAAAUUACUAAAAAUUUAAUAUUUGUUUUUUUAACCUAAUCUUGACAUCCGCGUCCGCGGAUGUGAGCCUUUAAAUAUCCGCAUCCGCAUCCGCGGAUGUCAAAAAAUCUGCAUCCGGAACAUCCCUGCCGCGAAACAUCACUUUGGCGUAUCCGAGCGAUAGAGAGGCAGAUAACGAAAUUUAGAUUUUCGCGUUUGGCGGUAGACUCUCUGUAAACAAACCGCCUUAUGUUU